UUAGUCGUCGAAUUGCUAUUCAGAUCUAUCAGUAGUUAUUUAUCGUUAUUUAGCUAAAAAAUAAAAAAAUGGGUAAAAAGAAUAAUAAGUACAAAUCGGUGACACCCCAAAAGAGUGUUUCGGUCACUGAAACCAAAAAAGAAACCGAAACUCCCAGCGCUGAUGAAAUAAAGGUCGUUGAACCGAAACGUCCUGAUCUUAAGGAACUUUCUAAUGAGAUGGCUAAAAAGCACAUUGAUCAAAUGUCAGCUCUUUCUACAAUGCCACUGCGUUUGGAUCACCAAAUCAGAUCCAUUAAGACCCUUCAACAGGAGCUCUUCAAGCUUCAUCUGGAGCAGAUGACCCUUCUGGACGGCUGCACAGAUUUCCUUCUGGAACUGGACGCCGUGCAUCCGACUAAUGAUCUCGAGAUGAAGAUUGUCCUGGAGACAUUUUCCGAAGUCAGGACCAAGUUAUCUGAAGUGUUCGAGCAUUUCCUACCUGCUCAAUUGGACUUGCUAAAGCACGAAACGAAGCUCUUGCAGAUUUCCAACCAGUUGUUGACCAAGUAACUUAGUAAUCAUUGUUUAUUACAAUACAAGAAUAAAC
Molecule: messenger RNA, 588 nt
Organism: Drosophila eugracilis
Lineage: Eukaryota; Metazoa; Arthropoda; Insecta; Diptera; Drosophilidae
Exons: 2
Coding region: 69-551 (160 amino acids)
Source: RefSeq, a predicted model, not a curated record